This is a messenger RNA of Dovyalis caffra, 825 nucleotides long. NCBI's taxonomy places the organism in Eukaryota, Viridiplantae, Streptophyta, Magnoliopsida, Malpighiales, Salicaceae. The record is from the annotation of a GenBank genome assembly.
AUGGAAGGUCAUCUUCACCAGCAUCACCACCAUCAGCAACAUCAGCAGCAGCAACAUCACAUCAGUGUAAACGUUGACACCAGCGACAGGUUUCCUCAAUGGAGUAUUCAAGAAACGAAAGAGUUUUUGAUGAUCCGUGGAGAGCUGGAUCCAACUUUCAUGGAGAAAAAGAGAAACAAAGUUUUGUGGGAAGUUAUAUCUAAUAAAAUGAAAGAAAAGGGUUAUAAUCGUAGCGCAGACCAGUGCAAGUGCAAGUGGAAGAAUCUUGUUACACGAUACAAGGGUUGUGAGACGAUAGAACCUGAGUCUACGAGGCAACAGUUUCCUUUCUACAAUGAGUUGCAAGCCAUUUUCACAUCAAGGAUGCAAAGAAUUUUAUGGGCUGAAGCUGAAGGAGCCGCAGCUGGGUUGAAAAAGAAAGCAGUGCAGCUAUCAUCUGAGGAGGAGGAUGAAAAUGAAGAAAUUAGCGAGGGAGAGAAGGGCAGCAGUAGAAAGAAGAUCAAAAAGGGCAAGACAGUCGGUGGAGCUAGUAGUAGUAGUGGAAAUAGUAAUAGUUUGAGAGAGAUUUUGGAAGAUUUCAUGAAGCAACAGAUGCAAAUGGAAAUGCAAUGGAGAGAAACAUUUGAAGCAAGGGAAAAUGAGAGGAGGAUGAAGGAGAUGGAGUGGAGACAAACCAUGGAAGCAUUAGAGAAUGAGAGGAUAAUGAUGGAUAGGAGGUGGAGAGAAAGAGAAGAACAAAGAAGGAUGAGAGAAGAAGUUAGGGCUGAGAAGAGGGAUGUACUUAUCACAGCACUUUUAAACAAGCUUAGAAGAGAAGACAUGUAG